Messenger RNA from Centrocercus urophasianus (Greater sage-grouse), 6667 nucleotides. RefSeq names its product anoctamin 4 (gene ANO4). Gene Ontology annotation, cellular component: plasma membrane. The transcript has 26 exons. NCBI's taxonomy places the organism in Eukaryota, Metazoa, Chordata, Aves, Galliformes, Phasianidae. Gene Ontology annotation, molecular function: protein dimerization activity; chloride channel activity. The coding region runs from base 215 to 2992 and encodes 925 amino acids. Gene Ontology annotation, biological process: chloride transmembrane transport. The record is from RefSeq and is a predicted model, not a curated record.
CACAGUUCACAGUUUGUGAGUGGCACAGAUGUAUUGAGCUUGGAGUUGGAUCUUACUGAAGAUACUCAAAAAAUGAGGUAUAAGUUUAUCUAUUCAUGGGGCUGAAAAGCGUGUGCAAAUCUGUCAGCGGAGGACUGCAGCAAGCUACCCAGUGUCAAAGCGUCCACCUGUGGUUGGGCACCCUUCAUUACCACAAGUCAGAAGGUCAAUAAGCAUGGAAGCCUCAUCAGCUGGAUCGAGUAAUCCAACAGCCUCUGGUGGAAAAGCAAAAACCCACCAGCCAGUAGCCAAGGAUGUCAACAUUUUUUUUGAUGAGCUAGAAGGUGUGAACAGCCCUUCCAAAGAUGACGAUUCCCUGCUUCACCAUGGUAACUUGACCAGUACUUCUGAUGAUGCCAGCAGGUUGGAAGUGGUGGGAGAGGAAGCACCUGAUAAAAACAAAGCCAAUGGAUUGUAUUUUAGAGAUGGAAAAUGUCGGAUUGACUACAUCCUGGUCUACAGAAAAUCCAAUCCACAGACAGAAAAGAGGGAAGUAUUUGAAAGAAACAUCAGGGCAGAAGGAAUUCAAAUGGAAAAAGAGUCAUCUCUAACAAACAGUGACAUCAUCUUUGUGAAGUUGCAUGCUCCUUGGGAGGUCCUGGGCAAAUACGCUGAACUAAUGAAUGUAAGAAUGCCGUUCAGGAGAAAAAUCUAUUACCUGCACCGCCGAUACAAGUUCAUGAAUAGGAUCGAGAAACAAAUAAGCAGGUUUCGAGGAUGGUUACCUAGAAAGCCAAUGAAACUGGACAAGGAGACACUGCCAGAUCUGGAAGAGAAUGACUGCUAUACUGCUCCUUUCAGCCAACAAAGGAUCCACCACUUCAUCAUACACAACAAAGACACUUUCUUCAAUAACGCUACAAGAAGUAGAAUUGUACACCAUAUCUUACAAAGAGUGAAAUAUGAAGAAGGGAAAAACAAAAUUGGUCUGAAUCGAUUGCUCAGUAAUGGCUCCUAUGAAGCUGCAUUUCCUCUUCAUGAGGGAAGCUACAGAAGUAAGAAUUCAAUAAAAACCCAUGGGGCAGAAAAUCACAGACACCUGCUCUAUGAGUGCUGGGCUUCCUGGGGAGUCUGGUAUAAAUACCAACCACUGGAUCUAGUGAGACGAUACUUUGGUGAGAAAAUCGGGCUGUACUUUGCCUGGUUAGGCUGGUACACGGGGAUGCUCUUCCCAGCUGCCUUCAUUGGAUUGUUUGUCUUUUUGUAUGGAGUCACUACUUUGAACCACUGCCAAGUCAGUAAAGAAGUCUGCCAAGCUACAGAUAUCAUAAUGUGUCCUAUAUGUGAUAAAUACUGUCCUUUCAUGAGGCUGUCAGACAGCUGCGUUUAUGCCAAGGUAACACACCUUUUUGACAAUGGAGCUACUGUCUUUUUUGCUGUUUUCAUGGCAGUGUGGGCUACUGUUUUUCUGGAGUUUUGGAAACGAAGGCGAGCAGUAAUUGCUUAUGACUGGGACUUGAUAGACUGGGAAGAAGAAGAGGAAGAGAUACGUCCGCAGUUUGAAGCCAAGUACUCCAAGAAAGAACGAAUGAACCCCAUAUCCGGAAAGCCAGAGCCUUAUCAAGCAUUUGCAGAUAAAUGCAGCAGACUCAUCGUUUCUGCAUCUGGAAUAUUUUUUAUGAUCUGUGUGGUGAUUGCUGCUGUUUUUGGCAUUGUUAUUUACCGCGUUGUGACAGUCAGCACUUUUGCUGCCUUCAAGUGGGCUUUAAUCAGGAAUAACUCUCAGGUUGCAACGACAGGGACUGCAGUGUGCAUCAACUUUUGCAUCAUCAUGCUACUGAAUGUGCUGUAUGAAAAGGUUGCUCUUUUCCUGACAAAUUUAGAGCAGCCUCGUACAGAAUCUGAGUGGGAGAACAGCUUCACAUUGAAAAUGUUUCUUUUUCAGUUUGUCAACCUGAACAGCUCUACCUUUUAUAUAGCAUUCUUCCUUGGAAGAUUUACAGGACACCCUGGAGCCUACCUAAGGCUGAUAAACCGGUGGAGACUGGAAGAGUGCCACCCUAGUGGAUGCCUUAUUGAUCUCUGUAUGCAAAUGGGUAUCAUAAUGGUGCUAAAGCAGACCUGGAAUAAUUUCAUGGAACUGGGCUACCCGCUAAUUCAAAAUUGGUGGACCAGAAGAAAACUACGGCAAGAGUAUGGCACACAGAGAAAAACAAGCUUCCCACAGUGGGAAAAGGACUACAACCUGCAGCCUAUGAAUGCUUAUGGACUGUUUGAUGAAUACCUAGAAAUGAUUCUUCAGUUUGGAUUCACAACCAUUUUUGUGGCAGCUUUUCCAUUGGCACCACUUCUGGCCUUACUUAACAAUAUUAUCGAAAUUAGGCUUGAUGCAUACAAAUUUGUCACCCAGUGGAGAAGACCUUUAGCUUCAAGAGCCAAAGAUAUAGGAAUAUGGUAUGGGAUUCUGGAAGGCAUUGGAAUUCUUUCUGUUAUCACAAAUGCAUUUGUUAUUGCCGUGACAUCAGAUUUCAUCCCUCGACUUGUUUAUGCUUACAAAUAUGGACCCUGUGCAGGCCAAGGAGAAGCUGGGCAAAAGUGUAUGGUUGGCUAUGUUAAUGCCAGUUUAUCAGUAUUUCUGGUGUCGGACUUUGAAAACCGUUCAGAGCCUACAUCAAAUGGAAGUGAAUUCUCUGGUUCGCCAUUGAAAUAUUGCAGGUACAGGGACUACCGAGACCCUCCUCACUCCCCAGUGCCCUACGGCUACACGCUGCAGUUCUGGCAUGUCCUAGCAGCACGGCUGGCUUUCAUUAUUGUAUUUGAGCACCUUGUCUUUUGCAUAAAGCACCUGAUUUCCUACUUAAUCCCAGAUCUUCCAAAAGAUCUGAGAGAUCGAAUGAGGAGAGAAAAAUACCUGAUUCAGGAAAUGAUGUAUGAAGCGGAAUUAGAACGUCUGCAGAAAGAAAGGAAGGAAAGAAAGAAGAAUGGAAAAUCUUAUCACAAUGAGUGGCCAUGAUGGGGUGAGGAAGAAACUGCUUAAAAGAAGAUAGGAGUUCUUUCUAUUAAAAAAAAUCCUGGUUUUCUGUGGUAGAGAGCAACAGUGAAACAGGAACAGUCAGUGUUGUGUGCACUCAGCACAUGUGUACCCAUAUUUAAAAUGGUGAAUACUGUGCUAAGUCUUUUCAAAUUUGGGGUCUUACAAGGCUUAGUCUUCUCCAGAGCUAAUAUUGGCAUGAGCAGCGCAGACCAAUGCCUAAGGCUCCACACUAUUUCCAGGCAUGGCUUAAAUUCAAGGCCGUGAACUUCAAAGCAGCUAAGUAUCUUACAGCGCUUUACAGAACCUAAUGAUCUCAUGGCUCCUCAUCAUGGCUGAGCAGCUAGUUCAUAACCAGUGACUGCUCAUUAGCAACAUGAUAGUUCAUGUCCUCAUGUGUAGUCACCACAUGCUGAACAUGCAUGGCAAUGAUGCUCUCUCCCAUGGUGGAAUAAGUGGUGGAAGCUAGCAUCUACCAUGAGUUAAGUUAACAUAUGGGGAUUGCCUCCAUAACUUGAACAAUACCUUAGUAUUUGUGAGGAGAUCUUUGAUCAUGAGUCCAAUCAAAUGCUUUAACAUGGGUUGAAAAAAUUACACAUGCAGAAGUUUUGGCAGAUAGGCAAGCACCUAAAUGUGUCCAGAGGUGUCUUAACUGUAGGGUCAUUAAUUUAGACACAUUAUUGUGAAAGGUUAGUAACUUUUGAAGAUCUGAACAGUGCCUUUUCAGCUAUGGGUCUGUCUGGUCUCUGAAGGAAACAAAUCAAGCUAGGACACCUCAUCCAAAAUUGCUUGUAUACUUGUAUUGCAAGGCCACAUCAAGGCCUAAUCGAGAAUAUAUGAUACACAUAACAGAAGACUGUCUGUGUCUCAAGUAAAUCAACAAUAACAAAGCAAAACAAACAAACAAACAAUGGAUGAACAAAUUCAACAAAGCAAGAGAACACGAUCAUCCAUAAUCUCUGCUCUUUUAUUCCUUCUUCUGUUGUCUGCACUGGGAGAAAACAACUAGGCUGUAGUAUGAAAUAGCUUGAAAUCUGUUGUGCACAGCAGUUCUACAUAGGCUGUAGAAUUAGAUUUGGCCAAAAUGGGCCACUGACUAUAUCCUUCUGCAAAUUGCUUAGCACUAAGAAAUUAAAAAGUUUGCAGGUCAUUAGUCCAAAAUAGUAGAGCUGUAACUCUAAUAACUGCAGAAUUUCUGGACAGAGCAACACAAAUCAAAAUACUGAGUGUUGUGAAAGCUCCACUGCCUCUUGCCUCAAAGUGAUAAUACUGCAAUUCUUGCCAAACGUGCAGGAGCAUAAUCAGCCACAAUAUGAAGAAGGAAGUUCAAAAGCCCAGACUGUAAGUAGACUGCAAGGAACCAUAUGUCUUCGUAAAGAUACAGCUACAUGCAAAAUACUGAAGCUCAUCAAUUCAAUUAGCACUUUUCCAAGUAAUUGGAGCUUCAAAAACAGUAUGCUUUUCUCAGAGCUAUUAAUGAAUAAUGCCCUUGUUAGUUUAAAGGCAUUUGACAGUGAGGAAAAUUCAGCACGCUGUUUCUACAAGUUCUUCUAGAAACCAUUCAAUAGAAGCAGCAUUGGACAAAUCACACAGUGCAAGAUCCUUUGUAUGGAUGCCUCAAAGUCCGGUAAACAUCAGGACCACCUUUACCAAGACCUCAUAUUGCCAAAUUAGAUCUGUUAACUUUGCUCCACUGCAAGGUAGAACUGUGCUAUUUCUAUGAGGAAAGUUUUGAUGAAAAGCAGUAUGGUUUGGUGGAAGAAAAUGUUUGCAUCCUCAUCUCGGUAGCCACUGCCAGCCUACAUUUUGCUUCCUUUGAAUAAGGAACUCCUCUAGUACUAAUCCAUCUUCCUGCACGGAGGAUAAAUGGCUUCCACUAUCAGGUGCUCGUGACCCAAGCCAGGAGUUCCUAUGAGGCAAUUCCUAUGAGGCCACUGAAGGAGUUUCAGGGUGAAUCUGUUCUCUAUUGACUUGCUGCCAAAAGGAAUAAGGAACACAACUAAUGGUUCUGGGAUAUAUUCCUGCCUAAUGAGCAAGAAACUUGUUUGUUCAUCUUUGCUUCACCUUACAGCUGCUGUGGACACAGCCUAUAUGGGCAGUGAAGAAAUGGGAAUGUUCUGUCUCAGUAAACAGAAGGAAAUAGAUAGGCAACAUCAUUCAUUCUUUUAUACACACAUGCCGAAUGGGUUAGUAUUUACCAUUCACCACUUAGGGAUGUAUAUUACACUAGCAAUCUGGAUACUCUCAGGCAGGAUCACUGUGCAAAAUCUCACUCAGACCAAAUUCACAUGAGCAACUGGAUUAGGCUGCAUAUCCUCUGUGUUACAUCUCUAACAAAAACCCACAAAUGACUAAUUUAGAAAUUGUUUGCUAGGUAGUAAAAUAAGUUGUGAGUCAUACAUAAUAUCAGUCUCACCCAUAUGGAUUGUGAAUCUUUCAAAAAUCCUGCAGUUUCCAGAACUGAAUUGAAAUUGAGUAGAAUUUAAGCUGACUUCUACCCUGGAGCAAUCGCUGCAAUAUAGUGUGUCAAAACUAAUAAAGUGCAGCAAAAACACAAUACAAAAUAAUUGCAUUUGGUACAAGUUUUCAACGUAGGUACACUGCAAUGAAUUUUCAUGACACUUCAUAGCUAGAAGUUAUGUCCUGUUCUGUCCAAACUGAGCACAUGAGCUGCUAUUUACCAGGCUUGUGCUGAGCGUGAUGCCAAAAGGGACUCUGACCUCCCUGGCAGAUCCUGAGUACAUUUCUGUCACUUAAUGUUGACCAGUCAAUGCACUGACAUUUCAGUCCUGCUGUUCUGCAGAAUAGAUUUCCCUUUAGUCCUUUAAAGCUUUAUAGCAGAACACUCAGGAAAGACAACCCCCUUUUUAUUUGCUCCAUUAUUUAGGAAAAUAUAUCACAUACAAUAGGCUAACAAUAAUACAUAGAAUUUAAAACAGUCUGUAGAUAGAAAAUUUAUGCCAUUCCAUUCUUUCUGAUCUGAUGAUGGAUGGGUUUUGUUUAAAACUCCAGGUGACCGCCCUGUAUGUUGUUUACUUACUCCAGCUCCACAAGAGCACUACCUUCAAAGGAACGAGAAAAAAUGCAACCUCAGUGCAUGCCACAGACAUUUGCCAUAGCAAGCAGGACAACACACAUCAAAGGAUUUACUGUGAAAUCAUCUUGCAAUCAGCAUAGGAGUGAUCUCUAUAGACCACUUUUGACAGCAAGCGUGUACUUCAUGAGCAGUUACACGCCAGUUUUUAAAACCAAGGAAAAAAAUGUAUAUUGGGACUGUUUUUCAGCCUGUUUGCUACGAUUUUUGCAUUCUGUCCCACAUUGGUUUUACGAACCUUAGAAUAAUAAAUGUAAACGAGCACCCUGGAUACUCUGACAAAAGUAAAAGCCUAGGUAUAGAGCACCAUCUGUGUUCAAGCCACCAAAUACUACAACUGAAACCCUGUUUACAAAUCUGUUCUUUAUUUUAAAUCUUUCUGAGGGGAAUUAUGUUAUUUAUCAUAUAUAUAGUAUAUAUAUAAAGUAUACAUAGAGAUUGUUUAUUUGUAAAUAGAAAAAAAUCUUAUGGAGAAGAAUGUCAAGUUUUCACACUUACGUAAAAAAAUCAUCAACAUAAAGCCAUGUUUAAUGCUUGUAUAAUGUGACGCAAUAAACUUUAAA